AUGGGAAAAAGACAAGCGAGUUUAUUGGGUGAUGUGAAAUUUUUGAGAUUAAAAAUGAGAUGAGGAAGAAAAAUAAUUAGAGAUCAUAAGAGUUUUAUUAAAAUGAAUAACAUUUUCCAAUCUAAUGGAAUUUUAGGGCUGUAUUCCAAAGAAUUAAGUGAUGUGAAAGAAUUGCCAAUCGGUAACAGUCAAGAUAUUAAUGAAAAACACAAAAUUUUUAAAGAGAAAGUUGAGAGUUUUUAUAAGACCAGAAAAGAAAACGAAGAUGAGUCUAUUUCAAUCCAGCUUGAAACGAACUAUGAUGAAGAACACAAAAAGCUGCUCGAAUCCAGUGAAAAACUCAAAAACUUUUGCGAAGAAAUUGAAUCAGAGCUAAAUACAAACAAAGAGCUUAUUUCCGAUUUAGAAGAAACUUCAGAAUCGAACAACUACCUCGCCCAGAAAUUGAGACAAAAAGCAAAAGAGUUAAUAAAUAAAGCAACCUAUCCCUGCUUGACAGCUAUUAUUGUGAUUUUGCUUAUAAUGAUUCUUAUAGAGCUUUGUUAUUAA
Blepharisma stoltei is the source of this 549-nucleotide messenger RNA. NCBI's taxonomy places the organism in Eukaryota, Ciliophora, Heterotrichea, Heterotrichida, Blepharismidae. The record is from the annotation of a GenBank genome assembly.